AUGGAAUCCCUCACUGUCAACACAUCUUCAGCUACAGCCAUAUAUACAUCUAUUACUCGUCCAGAAGAGCAAAGAAAUAAACCGUUGGUAUUUUUCAUUCACUACUGGGGUGGCUCUUCCUCUACAUGGCACAAACUUACAUCACCAUACUCCUCGGAUUCUAUAAGCACCACUUAUCCAACGGUUGCUGUCGACCUCAGAGGCUGGGGCAAAUCAACUGGCCCAGUAGCGGAUAACGGAUCUGCCUAUUCGAUCUCUGCGUUGGCAUCGGAUAUUCGUUCGGUCCUAGAACAACUCCAAGCAGAUGAAAAAAACGAAGAUUUGUUUAAAAAUGGCUUGGUAUUUGUUGGUCAUUCGAUGGGAGCAAAGGUAGCUCUUGCAACUCUCAGCCUCCUGCCCGCUGAGCUUUUGAACAAAGUCAAGGGACUGGUGUUAGCCGCCCCAGCACCACCCACGGCCUUGAAUCUGCCUUCUGAAAUGAAGGACCAGCAGCUAUCGGCGUAUAAAACGCGGGAAUCUGUACUAUGGACAGUUCGGAAUGUCCUUGCAAAUACUGACAAGCUGAGUGAGCCAGACGUGAAGUUGGUGGUGGAGAACAGUCUUUGCGGUAAUCAGUUUGCCAAAAGUUCCUGGCCUACGUAUGGCAUGGGAGAAGAUAUUUCAAUUGGAUUGAGAAAGACUCUUAAGAUAUUGAAAGACGUUGGACUACUAGCCAGCAUUAUCGUUGGCGAAUUGGACGUUGUUGAACCAGAGGAGCGAGUCAAAGCUGAAGUUGGUCAGUUCCUCAUUGAGUCUGGGUUGGGAGUCGCGAUAAAGUCCGCCAAAGAUGUGAAACAUCUGAUACCCCUGGAAGACCCUUUAAGCAUUGCCCAAGAAAUUCGGAGGUUUUAG
Messenger RNA from Penicillium lagena, 891 nucleotides. Its product is annotated as alpha/beta fold hydrolase. NCBI's taxonomy places the organism in Eukaryota, Fungi, Ascomycota, Eurotiomycetes, Eurotiales, Aspergillaceae. The record is from RefSeq and is a predicted model, not a curated record. The transcript has a single exon. Bases 1 to 891 code for a protein of 296 amino acids.